AUGGCCGACGCUAAUCUUCUCCGUCCCACUAGUACUCGAGCACCGGACGAAGAUUCCGAUCAUGUUGGCUCGGGCGCAUCAACACCUCCCGGUGGUGUCUCAACGCCCGUGCCAGAUCUGAUGGAUAAACGUCAACCCGGUUUGGCCCAUGCCUACUUUGCCCAGGUUUGUCAUUCUUUUCGUGCUCCUUUCACAUCACCCACACAUCCUGCCUGCCCCUCGUCUCUGUCCCGCAGCGUCACCCAUGGCUCGAGUCUGAACAUGGACCCCUCCUCUACUGCCUCCGCCGGCGCCCCUCCACCCACCGCACCCAAUUCGCCCAAGCACUCUUCUCUUGAGCCAUUGGACAGCGAGAAAAGAGAGCUAACACAAGACACAAAGAGUACUCCUCCUCGGACCCCACGAGCUUUAUCACGCAACGAGACGGCCGCCGUUGUCGAUGACGCCCCCGCUCCCACAGCUCCACAGAUCUCGAAGAUCGAGAAGAGCAGCCGAUCCAGCUCCAACCAAUCUAGUAGCCAACCUACUGUCGGUACAACCAAAGGCCAGCUGUCUGUCAACAUUGUACAGGGAAGAGGUCUCAAGCCUAGUACCGCCCCCUAUGUCGUCUGCAUUUAUCAACUGAACGAAGACAUCUCUGGUGGCGCCGAGAACGAAAACCUGGCCAAGGGAGUUGCUAUGAGAAGAAUGGGCAGUGACUCGGGGAAAGCAAUGAGCAUUCCCGGACUCGGCAGCCGCCAGACCAGCCAGACAGACAUCUCCAAGCUCAAGGACUCCGCUUCGGACAAGCUCGUUACCGAGCCGUUGUGGAACCACGAGGCUGUAUUCGACGUCGUUGGUGAUCAAUCAGAGCUCGAUAUCUCUGUGUACGACAAGAAGAACCAAGAAGCCUUUAUCGGGCACGUCCGGUUCAGCCCCAACCUUGAGAACUACGACACACCCCACGAGGCUUGGUUUAAACUGAAGCCUAGAGAAGGCGAAUCCGACAAUGUUCCCGGCGAGAUCCAGCUCAGACUCAGCUUCCAGAAGACCGACAAAAAGACCUACGGCCCAGAGGACUUUGAAAUCCUGAGACUUAUUGGCAAAGGCACUUUCGGACAAGUCUUCCAGGUUCGCAAGAAGGAUACACAGAGAAUUUAUGCCAUGAAGGUGCUCUCGAAAAAGGUCAUCAUCCAGAAGAAGGAGAUUGCACACACCAUUGGCGAGCGUAACAUUCUCGUGCGCACCGCCACCGCCGAGUCACCGUUUAUUGUUGGUCUGAAGUUCUCUUUCCAAACUCCUGCCGACCUCUACCUGGUCACCGACUACAUGUCGGGAGGAGAACUCUUCUGGCAUCUCCAGAGAGAGGGACGCUUCCACGAAGGUCGUGCCAAGUUCUACAUUGCUGAGCUCAUUCUGGCUCUGAGGCACCUCCACCAGCACGACAUUGUUUACCGCGAUCUGAAGCCCGAGAAUAUUCUGCUGGACGCCAACGGCCACAUCGCACUUUGCGACUUCGGUCUGUCCAAGGCCAACCUUUCCAAAGGAGACACAACAAACACUUUCUGCGGCACCACGGAAUACCUUGCACCUGAAGUCCUACUGGACGAGCAAGGUUAUACCAAGAUGGUCGACUUCUGGUCGCUGGGUGUUUUGGUCUUUGAGAUGUGCUGUGGCUGGUCGCCCUUCUAUGCCGAGGACACUCAGCAGAUGUACAAGAACAUUGCUUUCGGCAAAGUUCGCUUCCCCAGAGACGCUCUGUCAACAGAAGGACGCAACUUUGUUAAGGGACUGCUGAACCGUAACCCGAACCAUCGUCUUGGAGCCAAGGCGGAUGCUGAUGAGCUCAUGGCUCACGCCUUCUUCGCUGAUGUCGAUUGGGAUGCUCUUGGUCGCAAAGCGCUUGUUCCACCUUUCAAGCCCAAGCUCAAGGGCGAGUUGGACGUGAGCAACUUCGAUCCGGAAUUCACAAACGCCCUAUCGAGUGGCAACUCGUCGUCUCUUAACGCUCGUGCGGCAGCUCUGGCCAGCGGAGUCAACCCAGCUAGCACACCUCUCAGUCCUACACUGCAGACGGCCUUCAAGGGCUUCACGUUUGUUGACGAGAGCACCCUCGACAAACAAUUUGGCAACGACGCUAACCACGUGCAGCAAGCACAACAAGAGUCGCAAGAGGACAGCGAUGAGUUGAGGAAGACCUCGAGUAAGGGUGAGCGCAUGAGUGGCGUGGUCUCCUCGUCAAAUGAACCACAGGGUAUUUUCAACGACGGCAUGGACGUGUAA
This is a messenger RNA of Aureobasidium namibiae CBS 147.97, 2262 nucleotides long. RefSeq names its product kinase-like protein. NCBI's taxonomy places the organism in Eukaryota, Fungi, Ascomycota, Dothideomycetes, Dothideales, Saccotheciaceae. The transcript is spliced from 4 exons. Gene Ontology annotation, molecular function: protein serine/threonine kinase activity; ATP binding. The record is from RefSeq and is a predicted model, not a curated record. Bases 1 to 2262 code for a protein of 753 amino acids. Gene Ontology annotation, biological process: protein phosphorylation.